AACCGCGGAAGUGGUUGCUAACCUGCUGCUCUGUUGUUCACCGGACAGACCGACAGCUAUGGAUAAAAGACCGCUCCCACACACUGAAGUCUCGUCUGUGUAACGUUGGGGAGCUCUGCAGAUGCCUUGAACAUGGCAAUGGUUGUUCGGAACACAGGUUUAGUUUUAUACCUCUGGACUGUUUUCAUCCAGUUCAGUCGCAUGUCAGGUCUUGGGAUCAAUGAACUGCUUUAUUUCCGGGUCAUAAGUCCAGAGGAGAUUGGGUACAUCUUCAGUGCAGCACCUGCUAAAGACUUCGGAGGAGAUUUUACAUCAUCAUAUGAUGAGAUUUUUCUCGUACCAGCAGACCCAGCAGACGGCUGCUCAGACCUGGAGGACAGAGAAAUCAUCCAGGGACAAGUAAUCCUGGUGGAGAGGGGAGGUUGCUCCUUUGUACAAAAGGCCCGACAUGUGGAGGAAGCAGGAGGCAAAGCUGUUCUGAUCGCUGAUAAUGCAGAGGACAACGACAGUCAGUACCUUGAUAUGAUCACUGAUGGAAGCACUGCUAAACCGAGCAUACCUGCUCUAUUCCUGCUGGGACGUGAUGGGAUGAUGAUCAGGCGAUCUCUUCAGAGACAAGCACUUCCGUGGGCUGUCAUUUCAAUCCCGGUCAAUGUUUCCUCUUUGGCUUCGUUCCCACUCAAACAGCCCCCGUGGACACUGUGGUAGAAAUGACUCACACCCAAAACUUCAUGCACUUACUCACUCAAUAAAUUGUCUUUCAUCAGUGCAUGUAGUAGCCGCAAUGGAGGAACUCACAGCCUCACAGGGAAAUUCUUUGAUGUUGGUUAAACAAAUUUGCACGAACUCGUGGUCAACCAAUAAAAUUAACAUAUGUACACAUGAUUAUGUCAUGCCCAAAUACACAUCCAAGGGCAUGUGGUGCAAACCUUUUUAACAGUGUUCAAAUAGACUCUUUGCCAGGGCUGUUGGCCCCUGGUGAGGACAUACAAACUCAGCAAGAAACAUAUGUGCUUAUUGUCAGUGCUCAAUUGAAGUUGACUGAAUUAGCCAGUGGUUUUGAAGAUAAUGAGUCUGUUUUACAGUUGAGUACUCUCCAGGAACUUCUGUACACUAGUCAGUCGUGAAAGUAGAAAAUCUGCUACGCAUUAAUAUAACGCAUACAAAUUGAAGUGUACUAUUUAUUUGCCUUGUCAAAUAGUACAAGCUGUUGUGUAUGCCUCUAUGGGAUAAAGAAGGAAAAAGAACAGGCCAUAAUAGUAUAUGCUAUAAUUCAGUUUAAUACAGCAUACCAGGAAUGUCAUCUCACUGUAAAAAAAAUAUUACCAAAUUCCUGCUUAUUUGCAUGAACUCAAACAGUGUGAUCAAAAAUGUUUUGUCUCUCUUAUCGUUAAUAAAUAUGAAAUGAUUUUUUUUGCUUAAAAAAUUAUAAUUUAUUUGGUAUCUAUACCAACUUUUAAGACCAUACCAACUUUGUUUUGUCUUUUUGGGCCUGAGGCUGAAUAACCCAGACCACUGUAAGAAGUAUAAUGUGUACAUUCAUUUUAUCUACUACUCCAGAUCCAAAAUUCAAGACCUGUUUAGAACAGUUUGGAUGAACAAGAUUGAUGUAGACACAUUGUGUAUACAAAGUAAAGACAAUGAAAAACGACGUAUGACAAAAAGCCUUUUGUGAAAAUGACAAAAAAAACAAAAACAAGGUAGAACUGGCGCCCAGUGAACCAAGGUUGAGUCCUUGCUACUCAUCUACUAGUCCUAGUCUACUAGUCCCCAGCUGUCCUAUCCACUGAAGACAAGCUCCAAAAAAUAUAUAUAUAAAAAACAUUUCCUUGAAUACAUUUUGCAUUAUUUUAUACUAAUUAGAGCAUUAGCCCUCCCCCAUUAUUGUUUUUCAUAAUAUAAGCACAAUGGGCAGAGUGACACUUCGCAGGAUGUCACUCAAUUAGGGGGGUUUGGGAUCCUAAUACUAUUUUGCAUCUUAACAAUAUAAUACAGGUGUUUACUUUUGGCCUGUGACCCAUCAUUAAGUUUUAGUUUUGGCCUUUCAGGAGAAAAAGGUUUAGUACCCUGGUUUAGAUGUUUAGAAUAGGUAUUUUGUAUUUAGUAUGUCUUCUUAAAAAGCAAUUUCCCUCUAUUUUUUGCCAACACAAUUUAUCCCUAGUUUGAGUUCAUCCCAAGUACUACUGACCUCCAUACCUGACUGUAGUUUGCAGAUGUUGGAGUUAUUACUUGAAACUUACUAUAAUUAUACCAGCUCUUGCAUUUUAUUGGACCUUGUUUGUUAAUAACAACUUUUUUUAAAAUAUCUGUACUUUUCAUUUCCUAUACAGUUCUCAUUGCACUGGUGUUCCUUUUUAAACUAUCCGUAAUGAGGUUUCUGACAAUUUUCCUGUGAAUUUUUGAUGAGUUUUUUCUUGUCUUCAGAGAGUAUGUACUUAACUGGUUGUUGUUUAUUGAUCGAAUAUAGGUCUGUAACCCCCAUUGAUCCAUGUAGCCUAUAAAGAGGGUUAGGGACAUAUAACUGGAUUGGAGUGCAGAGUUCAAAAACCUUUUGAAUUGAAAGUACACAAAUGCUUCAUAAAGUACCUGACCUAUUACAGUAUUUUGAUGAUGAAUGAGGCACUAAAUCAACUGCAACACCUGGGCACACACCAGUUAAAGCCAACUAGAGCAAUGCAUGUUUGCUUUUGACUUUCCGUCCACCCACACGCUACAAUAAGAUAAGCUUGUUUGAUAAACUGCAUGUAAGUGUCCCGGGAAGCAUCUCACAUAUGAAGUUGAAGGCUGCUAAAAUAUGUUCUUUGCUUCUGUAGAUUCUGUAGUUUUCUUUAUUUUUGUUGAAAGUACAAAAGGUUCAGAACAGCUGUUUGAAUUCAUUUCUUUUAGUAAAAGUUUCAAUCUGAGAGAUUUCAUCUAAGGACACGUGUGUUGGCCUUUGCAGUUAUAUGAACAGUUUGAGUAGUAUCUGAGGUUAACACCAGCUGCUAGGCCUCAACACAAAAUUAAACUCUGCAGUUCCUUCUGAUCUGAUAACAUUUUUCCAACAACAAUGUCAUUCUGCUAUAUGGACAAAGACUAAAAUGUGUAAAGUGCUUUCAUUUAAGAUGAGAAAAAGUAUGUUGUAUUUAUUUAUUUAUUGUUUUUUUCCAGAUUUAAAGUAGAAACUCAUAUCAGAAAAUGUUUAUUAAGGUCUGUAUAGUCUUUCACUUGAUAUAUGGUUAAUGUAGACUGGUUUAAUUUCAGAUUAUAUUGCCUUAUAAUAUAAAAGACAUUAUCUUUGGUCAUGUUGAUGUUCAGUUAUAUUUUCUGUCACAAAGGGACAAUCAUAAUAAACAUUUUGAAUAAAAACAGUCAAUAAAG
Molecule: messenger RNA, 3360 nt
Organism: Dicentrarchus labrax (European seabass)
Lineage: Eukaryota; Metazoa; Chordata; Actinopteri; Moronidae
Product: protease-associated domain-containing protein 1
Exons: 5
Coding region: 133-708 (191 amino acids)
Source: RefSeq, a predicted model, not a curated record